AUGAUUAUUGUAUUUCUUGUGGACGUUUACGAUUCAAAGACCCAAAAUGGGUAUAACCUACUGAAUCUUGCCAAAUUAGCCAUUCGAAGUUUUGUUCAUGUUAGCUUUAAAAACACUAUCUUAAUUUGCCCCAAACGACAAUACGUGAAUAACGGGAAAUAUAAUGGUGUCAAAUAUGUCUUAGCAACAUCUGAUGAUCCACGUUAUUGUAUAAAGACCGAUUAUCAUGAUCCAAUUUAUACGUUCUUGGAACAAUUGGAGUUGUUACUUCCUACUGAACCCUCAAAGAAUGGAUCAGGUCUUGCAGCAGUAUUUGAAUUGUUGAGUUUUCGUAGAAUGAUUAGAUAUAUGGAUUCUUUCUAUAGGUCCGAUCAUGGAUCAUCUCCUACUUCAUUAUUUUAUCAAGGAAAAAAUCGUUGGGAUCAAAAAUUAUACACCAUAUUUCUUUCUUCAGAAACUUAUGAUGCACCCCCAGAAUUGCAUUCAUUAAAUUCUAGUAUGCGAGGUCAACUGUAUUUUUUGCAAACAGCUGAUGAUGUCAUUAAAGUAAUAGGAAAUAUUCUCGGCACUGAUAAAGAACUUUACGAAAAUGCUGCUGAUAGUUAUCCAUAUAACAUAUUUUCUACAUGUGGAGUCCUUUUGAAUUUUGUUGAAACUAAAAACAAUAAAGAUUUUGAUUCCACUGAUCUCGGUCAGAUAUAUGUUGAUCCACAAAAAUUCGAAGGGUUUUACCCAAUACCCGAAGAAUUUUGGAUAGAACCUGAUGUUGUCAAAUUUCCGAUGGACGCUGCAUCAUUGAAUCGAAGAAAGCCAAUUCCAACAAUCUCAUAUUGGAAGAAGAAUGAUUUUAAAUUCCAUGAAAUACCACCAAAUUUCCCUAGAGAUACUUAUGUGGUGUCGGAAUGUGGAAUGGCCCGGGAAUUAAAGUGUCAAAAACCCGGUACAAAAUGGCCGGCAAGAUAUGGUGAACCUUUUGGUUACUUGACUGUCAACAAAAAGAAUGAAUCUGAAAUGGAAGUCAAUCAAUUAAAACAAUAUUCUGAUCCACCUUCGUUAUGGAAAGAAAGUAUGGAAAAUUAUCGUAAAAGUUUGCCUUGGUAUUAUCUCCAGCCAUUAUCAAAAUCAUUUAUCAUUUGUAGACUUGAAAAAUUUAUUCCUGGUUCUUUUUUUUCAAAACCUAAAACUGAUGGUCUUGAUACAUUAUUAUGUCAAAUUACAAUAACACGACCCACACCUUACCCCGAAAAGGACAUUAAAGGAAUCACACAAGCAGAGAGGGUUCUUACAAACAUUCAUAAGAUUACUAUGUUAGCACAAUCAGGAAAUGAAUUAGAUUCUACACAUUCCGUUAAUACAUUAAUCAUGGGAAAUUUUGAGGAAGUUAUGGCAAAGAGAGAAAGACAAGAAUUACGGGAUCCCUUUGAAGAUAAUAUUGGAAAAAAGAAAAAAAGAGACCAACGUGCAUUUGGAAGUCCAUUUAAAAAUCCUGGUCAGAAACCAUUAGCAAGAAGAACGUUUCCAAAAUUGGCACAAAAGUUUCGAGAAAAAUUGGAAAAACCACCAGAACCAAUUAAUUUUCCCGGAUUCUUUAAUAAAGGAAUAAAACCAUUUGUAAUUAUACCUGGUAGACAAAUAAUAACCUCCAUAGAAACACCACCAAAAAUUAGAUCACUGAAUUUACCUGUGAAUCCUUAUACCACUAUUGUUAAACCACAAAGUCAAAUUAAUCAAACAACAAGAUUACCAAAUAAUUUAACGUUAGAUAAUCCUCAAGUAAUAUCAUCAAUAUCAACAUCAUCAUUUUCUGAAAUUAAUAUGGACAAAAAUUCUGUGUCACUUUCUAAUUCAGGUAAUUCAAUAAUUUCAAAUGAUGUUAUUGAUUCAUCAAUAGGAAAUAUUGUAAUUCCAAUGCCAAAAUCAUUACUUACUGGAUUAGAUAUGUUAGUAUCAGCAUCAAUGGACGAUAAAACAGAAAAAAUGGAUUCUAAUGUAGAAAAAGUUGAAAACGUAAAAAAAUCAAAUUCUUCUAAAGAUAAAGAUAUAGAAUAUAAUAAUAAACUUAAUUUUUUAAGCCAAGCAGCUGAAUUAGUUCUAGCUGAGGAACCAUCUAUAGGUUUGGAUGAUAUGUUAAACCAGGUUGUCAAUCAAGUCACAAAUGUAGGAAAAUCUUCUGACCAACAACCAAGGGACCUUCGUUUGAAACCAAUAAAAAAUAUUCGAAAUUAUUCAAUGGAUAAAGAUUUAUCGAAACUUCAAUCAUCAAAAUUUUCUGAAGAUUUAAGGAUGAAAAUUUCGGAUGAUUCGUUAGAAUAUGAUGAAAACACAAUUUCUCAACAAUUAGAAGAAUUUAUCAACUCAAGAAAUUAUUCUAAUGAAAUUAAAUCGAAAUUUCUUUAUUCUAUUUCGAAAUUCGCGCAAGCCAAUCGUAAAUUAGGUUUAUCGAGAAAGAUUGAAUCAUUACUUCAAGAUCGAUUCAAUUUUAAAAGAAAUCACAACGAAAAUAAGUUGAGAUCAAUGAAUGAGAUCUAUUCAUAA
Messenger RNA from Diversispora eburnea, 2535 nucleotides. Lineage: Eukaryota; Fungi; Glomeromycota; Glomeromycetes; Diversisporales; Diversisporaceae. The record is from the annotation of a GenBank genome assembly.